This is a messenger RNA of Myripristis murdjan (pinecone soldierfish), 2495 nucleotides long. It is a transcript of the gene stxbp2, whose product is annotated as syntaxin binding protein 2. Gene Ontology annotation, biological process: vesicle-mediated transport. Lineage: Eukaryota; Metazoa; Chordata; Actinopteri; Holocentriformes; Holocentridae. The record is from RefSeq and is a predicted model, not a curated record. The coding region runs from base 40 to 1818 and encodes 592 amino acids. The transcript is spliced from 19 exons.
AUCAACAAGGAAGUAACUUGGUGGCAAAGUACUGUCAAGAUGGCACCGAGUGGGUUGAAAGCGGUGGUGGGGGAAAAAAUCCUCAAUGGUGUCAUCAAAAGUGUGAAGAAGGAUGGAGAAUGGAAGGUCCUCAUUGUGGAUCACAUGAGCAUGCGAAUUCUAUCGUCCUGCUGCAAGAUGUCUGAUAUUUUGGCAGAGGGGGUGACCAUUGUGGAGGAUAUCAAUAAACGCAGGGAACCCAUCUCUAGUCUGGAUGCCAUUUAUCUGAUUUCACCAGUUGAAAAGUCAGUUCGAGCUCUGAUCAAUGACUUCAAAGAAACAGCCUUCACUUACAAAGCAGCACACAUCUUCUUCACUGACACUUGUCCAGAUGGUCUCUUUACUGAGAUUGGGAGAUCCAGAGUUGCCAAGGUCAUCAAGACUUUAAAAGAGAUCAAUGUUGCUUUUCUGCCAUAUGAAUCUCAGGUUUUCUCCCUUGACGAUCCCACCUCCAUGCACUCCUUCUAUAGUCCUGUUUCAUCUGUGGAUAAAGGCAGAAUGAUGGAGAAUCUUGCUGAGCAGAUUGCCACCCUGUGUGACACUCUGAAAGAGUACCCUGCAGUCCGCUACCGCAGGGGCCCAGACGAGAACUUCAGACUGGCCACGGAGGUCUACCAGCGUCUUAAUGCUCAUAAGGCUGACAAUCCCAGCAUGGGAGAGGGUGCUGAUAAAGCGAGAUCCCAGUUACUGAUUGUCGAUCGUGGUUUUGACCCCAUCUCACCUAUUCUGCACGAGUUGACGUUCCAGGCAAUGGUCUAUGACUUGCUAGAUAUCAAACAGGACAUUUACAAGUAUCAGACUACUGGCAUCGGGGAUUCAAGGGAUAGAGAGGUUUUGCUGGAUGAAGAUGAUGAUCUGUGGGUUCAGCUCAGACACAUGCACAUAGCAGAUGUCACCAAGAAAGUGACAGAACUUCUCCGCAACUUCUGUGAAAGUAAAAGGAUGUCCACUGAUAAUGCAAACAUAAAAGAUCUCUCACAGAUGUUAAAGAAGAUGCCACAAUAUCAGAAAGAACUGAGCUUGUACUCCACUCACCUGCACCUAGCAGAAGCCUGUAUGAAGAAAUUCAAGGCCUCUCUUGAUAAGCUUUGUGAGGUGGAACAGGACCUGGCAAUGGGGUCAAAUGCAGAAGGAGAACCUUUAAAAGAUGCCAUGAAAAGCAUUGUCCCUGUGCUUCUCAACAAUGAAAUUGAGGCCUAUGACAAGAUCCGAAUCAUACUACUGUACAUAUUCCACAAGAAAAAAGGCAUUGGGGAAGAGAACCUUAACAAGCUCAUCCAGCAUGCUAACAUUCAGGCAGACAGCAACAUCAUCACCAACCUGCAGCACUUGGGCUGUAACAUUAUAUCGGAGGGCCCCAAUACUGGGAAAAUGCUGCCAGAGCGGAAGGAGCGCACUGAAAGCACCUACCAGCUGUCUAGGUGGACACCCACCAUUAAGGACAUCAUGGAGAAUGCCAUAGAUGACAAACUGGACAGAAAGCAGUGGCCAUUCAUCUCUGAUCCUGUUCCCAUCACCACAACCCAGACUGCCGUCAGCAGUGCACGUUUUGGACACUGGCACAAAAACAAAUCUCCUUCAGAAUAUCGCUCCGGCCCCCGGCUCAUCAUUUUUGUGAUCGGUGGGGUGUCACACUCAGAGAUGCGCUCUGCCUACGAGGUCACUCGAGCUACUGAAGGGAAAUGGGAGGUGCUGAUUGGCUCCUCUCACAUCCUUACACCAACCAGCUUCCUCACUGACCUGAAGAGACUGGACCAGGUGCCUAACCCUGAUUGUUAGACAAGACUCUGGGCAGGCAAGGAACUCUAGGAUAAGGGGCAUGUCUUUCAUUUGAGAUAGCUGGGUACUGGUCUUUUGUUACAGCAUCUCCGACAUCUGAAGUAAAAGAGUCAAAUUUUAGGCUUAAUAAAUGAAGGAUUCUUUUUUCCCCCUGUUUUAGAAUGUUCUUUUUAUUUUAAUGCUUGCUGUGAAAUGGAUUAUGUGUAUAUACUACUGCUGUGAUUGAAACUGUAUUCAGAAUAUUUAAUUUGAACAAAGAAUCUCAUGAUUAUUGUUUGAUUAGGGUACCCUAUGCUGUAAUUAUGUCUAAAUUCACAAAUUCUUAUUUUUGUGACAAUAAUUUUAAUUUCCCUUAUAUUUUGUACUCAUACAAUUGCACCAACUUCACAGAAUGGGAUAAUCUCAAUCCGAAUUGCACUAUAAUUCUCAUAGGUAUAUAAAAUGGGAGAAAUAUAUUCAGUCAUAUCCAUUAUUUGAUACAUUUUUACCCUUGGUGCAAUUUUCCCAUCUUUGAAAAUUCAUCUCAGAAUGUCUCACCUGCUGUCUUCUUCUGAAAUCCUGCACUUUUACCACAAACUUUUAUGUAGUAAGAAUGGGAGUGAGUGUGGUGGGUCUUUGUUUCUUUAUUGUCUUUGGAAAAAAAUAUUUAAUAAAAGAAGCAUAUCAUAUUCACUCAA